Messenger RNA from Cyclopterus lumpus (lumpfish), 841 nucleotides. RefSeq names its product zinc finger, matrin-type 4a (gene zmat4a). Gene Ontology annotation, cellular component: nucleus. The transcript has 7 exons. The record is from RefSeq and is a predicted model, not a curated record. Gene Ontology annotation, molecular function: nucleic acid binding; zinc ion binding. Bases 2 to 841 code for a protein of 279 amino acids. Lineage: Eukaryota; Metazoa; Chordata; Actinopteri; Perciformes; Cyclopteridae.
CAUGGAUUACACAGUUUCCCUCAAAGUGCAACAUCAGCUGGCGGUGUUCCCGACACACUUCUACCAGGGCUACAGCGUGGAGUUACAGAUGAAGUCAACAGAGGUGGACCAAGGGCUUUUCACAGACAGCUACUGCAAAGUGUGCAGCGCUCAGCUCAUCUCCGACUCCCAGAGGGUUGCCCAUUACGAGAGUCGGAAACAUGCCAACAAAGUGCGGCUGUAUUACAUGCUACAUCCUGUGGAUGGAGGCUGCCCUGCCAAGAAGCUCAGAACAGAAAAUGGCAGCGACAAGGGCGACGUGGACAAGAAUAAGUGCUGCACGCUGUGUAACAUGUCCUUCACCUCAGCAGUGGUGGCACAGUCCCACUACCAGGGUAAAAUCCACGCCAAGAGACUAAAACUGCUACUGGGGGAGCAGCCUGCCAUCACAACCAAAGAGGCGUCCCCCAGUCCUGUUAAGAGCUCCCCAGAAACGUCUCCCAUGACCUCCCCGCGACAGCGCCGCGACUCAGACCGCUACUGCCAGCUAUGCAACGCCUGGUUCAACAACCCUGGCAUGGCUCAGCAACAUUAUGAUGGCAAAAAGCACAAGAAAAAUGCUGCUAGAGCAGACCUACUGGAGCAGUUGGGGAAGACCCUGGACAUGGGGGAGAUGAAAGGUCUGAAACGGCGCUAUACCUGUGAAGUGUGCAGCGUCACAUUGAACUCGGUGGCACAGUACCAUGCACAUCUGCAGGGCUCAAAGCACCAAAACAAGGCCUGGGCCUCCAGCAGCGUAGUGCACCUGCACAAGAGGAGUUUGCUCUUGGCCAGAGGAGGAGACUUUGCUGCCAGGUGUUAA